Dentiscutata erythropus is the source of this 1452-nucleotide messenger RNA. The record is from the annotation of a GenBank genome assembly. Lineage: Eukaryota; Fungi; Glomeromycota; Glomeromycetes; Diversisporales; Gigasporaceae.
AUGCCACGUGCCCGAAUCGAAGGUCUACUUGCAUCUUUUCCAAAGUUAACUAGCGCUGGACAGCAACAUACUACUAUUGAGACUGAACAUGUUCGAUAUGUUUAUCAGCCGCUUGACGAGCUUUAUAUGGUUCUUAUUACAAAUAGACAGUCUAAUAUUUUGCAAGAUAUUGACACUUUGCAUCUAUUUGCUCGUGUGGUUUCGGAUGUAUGUCAUUCAACUGACGAAAGAGAAAUUUUAAGAAAUAGCUUCGAAUUGCUGAGUGCCUUCGAUGAAAUUGUGUCUUUAGGGUAUCGAGAAAAUGUUAAUCUCGCUCAGGUCAAAAGCAUUACGGAAAUGGAAAGUCAUGAAGAAAAGAUCCAAGAAAUAAUAGCGAGGAAUAAAGAGCAAGAAGCUAAAGAAGAACUAAAAAGAAGAGCUAAGCAAUUGGAAAUGCAAAAGAAAGAAAUGCUCAAAAGAGGAGGUGGCAGUUCAUUUGGAAGCAGUUUUGGACAAUCUAUCAAUAGACCAUCUUCUUAUGCUGAACCACAGGUGCAAACAUCCUUUGAAGAGGGUAUACGUUCUACGUAUAGUAGUUCUCCGACACCAUCUCCUUCUAAAGCUAAGGGAAUGCAAUUAGGCCGAAAACAAAAGGGUGCUGAUUUGUUUGAGGCUGUUAAGAAUGAAGUUGGAUUUGAUGAUGUAUCUGAAAAGGCUAGUGUCAGAGGCACAUCUAUUCCAAAGGUUCCCGUUGAAAGUGUUCACUUAUCAGUCACUGAAAAGAUAUCUCUUCAGGCUAACAGAGAUGGUGGUCUUGAGAAUUUAGAGGUAAAAGGAGAUUUAGAACUCACCAUUUCUGAUCCAAACAUGACACGAAUCAAGAUUUCUGUUCGUGCAGUUGACGAUGGAAAUCUGCAACUGAAGACACAUCCGAAUGUUGACAAGAAAUUAUUUUCUACCGAUAGCAUUAUUGCUUUGAAAAACCCUGGUAAAGGAUUUCCUGUUAAUCAGCCUUUGGGUGUCCUUAGAUGGCGAUUCAUUACAAAAGAUGAAACAUCAAUUCCAUUAUCAAUAAAUUGUUGGCCCACCCCCGCUGGAGAUGGAACGAUCGAUGUUAAUAUCGAAUAUGAAUUAGAAAACGAGAACCAAGAAUUUAAAGAUGUAGUGAUUUCCAUUCCAUUGCCUUCUGUAGGAAAUCCUGUUGUUGGUGAUGUUGACGGUCAUUAUGAAGUAAAUAGGCAAGCUAGAACUCUAGAGUGGCAAUUGCCUAUUAUCGACGCAUCUAACAAACAAGGGUCGCUUGAGUUUAAUAUUACGGGCGAGGACGUUAACGUGUUUUUCCCUGUUGGAGUUUCAUUCAUAAGUGAGAAAUUGAUUUGUGAUAUAGAUGUGUUGGACGUAAUCCAUGCUGAAUCAGGAGCUUCCAUGACUUUCUCUAAAGAAAUGAUUCUGUCGGCUGAAGAAUAUCAUGUU